GCUUCUGCCAAGUUCUACCUGUAACUGGCUUCAUCUCUCAAGUCAGAUGUUUGGCUGCUCUAUCCCCUGCAACAAGGAGUCAUGCCAGCUGGACACAUUCUCCUUUCCCAGCCUCUGGCGGCCAGGACAGAACCAAGACCACAGCUGUUGAGACCCUGAGCCCGGGGUUUGUGGCCUUCUCUCACUGUGUCCCUCAAGGAGGGCCUCCCCCAACAAUGAUCUCCUCAUUGUUCCUGGCCUCCCUAUUCCUGGCUCUGGCCACAGUGGCCACUACCAGAGCUGACCGUCAAUGCCUGGCAUGUGGGGAGCAUGCCUUGGACCUGCAGAGCCAGCGGGAGCUGCUUCUCCCCCUUGCCAAGAGAAGCAUCUUGGACAAGCUGCACCUCAACCAGCGCCCAACGCUGAGCCGGCCAGUGUCCAGAGCCGCUCUGAGGAUAGCGCUGCAGCGCCUACAUGGGCGUCCACAGGGGGCGCUUCCAGAGGCUGACAGGGGACAGGAAUAUGAGAUCAUCAGCUUUGCCGAGACAGGCUUCUCCAACAUCAACCAGACUCGUCUUGACUUCCACUUCUUCUCUGAUAGAACUGCUGGUGGCAUGGAGGUCCAGGAGGCUAGCCUCAGGUUCUUUGUGCAGCUCCCUCCCAAUACCACCAGGACAUUGAAGGUGAGGGUCCUUGUGCUAGGUUCACCUGAAGCCAACCUCACUUUGGCCACUCAGCACCUGCUGAAGGUAGAUGCCAGUGGCUGGCACCAGCUCCUUCUGGGGCCUGAAGCUCAGGCUGCCUGCAGCCAGGGACACCUGACCCUGGAGCUUGUACCUGAAGGCCAGGUAGCCGAGAGCUCAGUCAUCCUGAGUGGGGCUGCCCAGAGGCCUUUUGUGGCAGCCCGGGUGAGAGUUGGGAGCAAGCACCGGAUUCGACGUCAUGGCAUCAACUGCCAGAGUGGGUCCAGGAUGUGCUGUCGACAAGAGUUUUUUGUGGACUUCCGUGAGAUUGGCUGGCAUGACUGGAUCAUCCAGCCUGAGGGCUACGCAAUGAACUUCUGCACAGGGCAGUGCCCACUGCAUGUAGCAGGCAUGCCUGGCAUUGCUGCCUCCUUUCACACCACCGUGCUCAAUCUUCUCAAGGCCAACGCAGCUACAGGCACACCUGGAGGGGGCUCAUGUUGCGUGCCCACAGUCCGGCGCCCCCUCUCUCUUCUCUACUAUGACAGGGACAGCAACAUUGUUAAGACUGACAUACCUGACAUGGUGGUCGAGGCUUGUGGGUGCAGUUAGUCUAUGUGUGGGAUGGAAGCCCAAGGUAGGGUAGGCAAAUAUGCCCCCACAGAGGUGCCCUUCCUUGAGAACAGGGACUGACUCCAUUACUGCCUCUGUACAGAAGGUGCAAUCCCUCUUCCUGAGCAACCUAUGGAAAUUAUCCCAACUUGGACUUGAGGAGAUCUUCACCUAAAGAGAGUCACUGUGCCUGGUUGGGGUAGCUCAGUGGUUGAGCAUUGACCCAUGAUUCGAUUCCCCAUCAGGGCACAUGCCCUGGUU
This is a messenger RNA of Myotis brandtii (Brandt's bat), 1535 nucleotides long. It is a transcript of the gene INHBC, whose product is annotated as inhibin, beta C. Gene Ontology annotation, cellular component: extracellular region. Gene Ontology annotation, molecular function: cytokine activity; growth factor activity; hormone activity. The record is from RefSeq and is a predicted model, not a curated record. The transcript has 2 exons. Gene Ontology annotation, biological process: BMP signaling pathway; SMAD protein signal transduction. Bases 216 to 1274 code for a protein of 352 amino acids. NCBI's taxonomy places the organism in Eukaryota, Metazoa, Chordata, Mammalia, Chiroptera, Vespertilionidae.